Molecule: messenger RNA, 3054 nt
Organism: Opisthocomus hoazin
Lineage: Eukaryota; Metazoa; Chordata; Aves; Opisthocomiformes; Opisthocomidae
Gene: ABTB2
Product: ankyrin repeat and BTB domain containing 2
Molecular function (GO): protein heterodimerization activity
Source: RefSeq, a predicted model, not a curated record
AUGGCUGGGAUAUACAGCUCGACUCUGAAGACCCUGGAGGAUUUAACUUUGGACUCUGGUUAUGGGGCAGGGGAUUCCUGCAGGUCCCUUAGUCUCUCUUCUUCCAAGUCCAACUCCCAAGCCUUCACCUCUUCUCAACACAGAGGCAACUGGUGGUACUACUCGGGCUCCAUGAACAGUAGGAAUAACAGCUGGGAUACCGUGAACACUGUUCUGCCGGAAGACCCCGAGGUUGCAGAUAUCUUUUCCAAGUGUCCUAAGCUGCCGGAUCUAGAGGAAUACCCUUGGACUGAUGAAGACAUUGGCAAAAUACUCCGAAAAGGGAAGGGAGAUGGCAAUACCAGAACCUUUUCUCAGGAAGCUGUCAGGCGGCUCUCGCAGUUACUGAGGCGCGCCUUGAUCAGGGUCUCCAGGGAAGCUCAGCGGCUCAGCGUGAUGCACUCCAAGUGCACCAGGUUCGAGGUGCAGAGCGCUAUCAAGCUCAUCCAGAGCUGGUCGUUGUCGGAAAGCUGUGUCUUGGCAACUGUCAAGGCACUCUCUCUGUACAGCAUGAGUGCUGGAGACGGACUGAGGAAAGGUAAAUCGGCUAGAUGCGGCCUCACUUUUUCGGUGGGGAGGUUUUUCAGGUGGAUGGUGGACACUAGGAUCUCGGUUAGGAUCCAUGAAUAUGCAGCCAUCUCUUUAACCGCUUGCAUGGAAAACCUUGUAGAAGAGAUUAAGGCUAGGGUUUUGGCAAGUCAGAGCCUGGAUGGCGGAGGAGGGGAGAUCUCGGCUGAAAUUCUGGAGAUGGUUAUCAAUAAUGAUGCUGAACUUUGGGGAGUGUUGCAACCUUACGAGCAUCUCAUCUGUGGGAAAAAUGCUAAUGGUGUGCUGUCUCUGCCUGCCUACUUUAGCCCCUACAACGAUGGCUCUGUGUGCAGCGAUGGACGGGCUGAUGCUUACGCCCAGCUGGAACUCCGGACUUUAGAGCAGUCUCUGCUGGCAACUUGCGUUGGAAGCAUCUCUGAACUGAGUGAUCUGGUGUCACGAGCAAUGCACCACAUGCAGUGCUUGAACACCAUCCGCCCAGGAAUGAGCCCCAUUCGGCAAACCCGGCAGCAGCAACCCAUCUCCUGGUCCCCUGACGCUCUCCACACCCUCUACUACUUCCUACGCUGUCCUCAGAUGGAGUCCAUGGAGAAUCCCAACCUUGACCCUCCAAGAAUGACCCUGAACAACGAACGACCCUUCAUGCUUCUGCCGCCGCUGAUGGAGUGGAUGAGAGUGGCCAUCACCUACGCCGAGCACCGGCGCAGUCUGACCGUGGACAGCGACGACAUCAGGCAGACAGCCAGACUGCUCUUACCCGGGCUGGACUGCGAGCCUCGGCAGCUGAAACCUGAAUGCUGCUUUAGUUCCUUCCGGAGACUGGAUGCUAAGGCUGCUACUGAAAAAUUCCAGCAGGAUCUGGGUUUCCGAAUGCUAAACUGUGGAAGGACAGAUCUGAUCAACCAAGCGAUCGAUGCCCUGGGGCCUGAGGGGGUUAACACCAUGGACGACCAGGGUAUGACCCCGCUAAUGUACGCCUGUGCUGCUGGAGAUGAAGCCAUGGUCCAAAUGCUUAUAGAUGCUGGAGCAAAUUUAGAUAUACCAGUUCCCAGCACCUCUCCGCGAUACCCUUCAGUCCAUCCCGACAGCCGGCACUGGACUGCUCUGACCUUUGCUGUGUUGCACGGGCACAUCUCGGUUGUUCAGCUGCUCUUGGAUGCUGGUGCCCAUGUUGAGGGCUCUGCUGUCAACAGUGGAGAAGACAACUACGCUGAGACUCCGCUGCAGCUGGCUUCAGCAGCAGGGAACUACGAGUUGGUCAGCUUAUUGCUAAGCAGGGGUGCUGAUCCACUCCUGAGUAUGCUGGAAGUCAAUGGAAUGUCUUCAUCGCUUCACGAAGAUAUGAAUUGCUUCAGUCACUCCGCUGCGCAUGGGCACAGGAAUGUCCUGCGCAAGCUCCUGACCCAGCCCCAGCAGCUGAAGGGAGACGUCCUCUCGCUGGAGGAGAUUUUAGCCGAGGGAGUGGAGAGUGACACCUCCAGCCAGGGCAGCUCCAGCGAGGGGCAAGUCCGCCUCUGUAAAACACGAAUGAAGGCUCUGCAGGAGGCCAUGUAUUACAGCGCCGAGCACGGCUACGUCGACAUCACCAUGGAGCUCAGGGCACUUGGAGUCCCGUGGAAGCUCCAUGUGUGGAUCGAGUCGCUACGGACAACCUUCUACCAGUCUCGUUACUCAGUCGUGCAGACCCUCUUACGGGAAUUCGUCACCAUUAAGGAAGAGGACUAUAACGAAGAACUGGUUAAUGAAGGCUUGCAGCUCAUGUUUGAGGUCCUCAAAACCAGCAAAAACGAUUCCAUCAAUCAGCAGCUUGCCUCCAUCUUCACCCACUGCUACGGCAGCAGUCCGAUACCCAGCAUUCCUGAAAUCCGAAAGACACUGCCCGCUCGGCUAGAUCCUCACUUUCUAAACAAUAAAGAAAUGUCUGACGUAACUUUCUUAGUAGAAGGAAAGCUGUUUUAUGCACACAAAGUCCUGCUGGUCACAGCAUCUAACAGGUUUAAGACGCUGAUGACCAAUAAAACAGAACACGACAGCCACGGCAGCAAGACUGUGGAAAUCAGCGAUAUGAAAUACAAUAUUUUCAAGAUGCUGAUGCAGUAUUUAUACUACGGAGGAACAGAAUCUAUGGAAAUUCCCACCACUGAUAUCUUAGAGCUGUUGUCCGCUGCCAGCCUGUUUCAACUGGACGGCCUCCAGCGACACUGUGAGAUCCUCUGUGCCCAGACGAUCAGCGUGGAGAACUCUGUUCACAUCUAUAAAUACGCAAAGAUUCACAACGCACCUGAACUGGCGUCUUUUUGUGAAGGCUUCUUCCUCAAACACAUGAGCUCUCUCCUGGAGCAGGACUCGUUCAGACAGCUGAUCUACAGCAGGAACAGCAAAGUGCAAGGCCUGGACCCUCUGCGGGACUUGCAGACAGCCCUGGCCGGCCGCCUGCACUCUGUCUACGUCACCUCCAGGGUGUGA